Messenger RNA from Anopheles gambiae (African malaria mosquito), 7261 nucleotides. It is a transcript of the gene Socs36E, whose product is annotated as mucin-5AC. Lineage: Eukaryota; Metazoa; Arthropoda; Insecta; Diptera; Culicidae. Bases 3241 to 5523 code for a protein of 760 amino acids. The record is from RefSeq and is a predicted model, not a curated record. The transcript has 5 exons. Gene Ontology annotation, biological process: intracellular signal transduction; phosphatidylinositol phosphate biosynthetic process. Gene Ontology annotation, cellular component: phosphatidylinositol 3-kinase complex. Gene Ontology annotation, molecular function: 1-phosphatidylinositol-3-kinase regulator activity.
GGGGGGAAGAAACUCAUAAAUUAAUCCCCCGCCUCCCUCCAUCAGAAACCAUCCCAAAGAGCACUGUGUACUCUCCAGCACCAGCAUCCCCGUCGUCACCCAGAAGAUGUCAUUGCAAAGGGGACAGAAUGUUUGAGAGAAAGUCACCGCUCGGUGCGUGUGUUCUUCAGUUGUCCGUUCUCAAGAAAUCAUGCCACAAUUGCUUAAAUCGUUUCCGUUUCGCUCCGUUUACCUAAAGUGUGUGUUGUAUUGCUCAAGUGUGUGUGUACUACUUUUUCACUUUCUUAUCACCGUUCUUCCGCCCACUUAAGGAAUCUCGCUUGAUGAGCGGCGUUUCGGACCGGGCUACCCCCACUCUCUCUCCUUCGGUGAAGUGCGUCUUGUGAGCGUUAGAAGUGUAUUUUCUCCCCCACUUCUUCGCCGUGUGUGUAUUUCCAUACUGUGUUACAGCGGGGGGAUCUUUCAUUCACUUGGCGAGAGUUGAGCAAAGUUUUUAUGAAUGAAUCUAGGGAGCUACUAUGAUGGGGAUUCUCUGCCCGCCGGUCGUAGGCACGACGAUAUGUCUUCUUCUUCUUCUUCUUCUUCUUCUUCUGCUUCUUUGUUUGCUAGCUGGUGCCGGACAGGAAACGUGUUUAUCAUUAUUUGUCGUGCCGAUAAUAGUGAGUAAUGUGGAGUGUGGGUCUACGCAGUGUUGGAAUGCGAUAAGCCCCGUAGUAUAGUAGGAAUAGAUAAGAAAGUAGUGACUACGGUGUGGAGCAUUGUUCUAUCUCUCUCUCUCUCUCUCUCUCUCUCUCUCUCUCUCUCUCUCUCUCUCUCUCUCUCUCUCUCUCUCUCUCUCUCUCUCUUGCUCUCUGUACACAGGACGCUGUUAUGCGUUUUCUGUUUGGUUGGCAAAUGUUUUAAUGUUUGUAUAAACGUUGAGUAAUGGGAGAUCUUCCGACAACUCACCAGUAUUAGGUUUUCUUUUUGGGGUUUAAAAUAGACUGUGCGAGGUUGUUGUCAACCCCUGUGCAAGCGCCCAAUUACACAAUAAUUCUAUUUCGAGAAGGAAAACCACGUGCGAUAACAUCAGCUUACAGCAUGAGUCAGUUAAAAAAAGUAGAAGUUGAAAGAUAGUAAAGUGACACCUGUAUCAGGUCGAAAUUGUAAUUGACGGGGAAACCCAAUCAAUCAGGAACUACCUCACAGGUACACUAUGCGGGGUGUCGCCAAAACUUAAAUUAUCACGUCCAUGCCUUCCAGGGAAUUGGGGUGUUUUCUGUUUUUCCUCAGAAAUUCGGAACAUACGUUACCGUUAUCGUACAGAAAAUUGCGAUUCCGAUCAUGUUUCAAUGUCAUCUCGGUACUUUUUGCAGUAUGCGGAUCCACCCCAAGAAUAAUUGUUUGGAAGUCUUGGUUAGGUUUGGGAUGUCACCCUCCCCUAUCCCCCUUCUCUCCGCCCACUCCAACCCCUGUAUAAGGAGCAGUUCACUGGAAUGUUGGCGUCCUGUCCGUGUUCGCAAAAUGUCAGACACCGUUACGGUCCAGAAUGUUCGGCGGUAUUGCCAAACAGUCGCCAACUUCACGGGUGUGCAAUUCUUGCUAACUUGGCUCCAUUAUUGCAUCAUUUCUCGCCCAUCGGGUGGGAAGAUGUCAUCAUCUGAUCCUCUGGAGGACAGGAGGGCAAGAGUAGUCAGGAAGGCGACUUCUGUGAACUUCCGUUUCGGAGGGAAACAGGGCAGAGCAGCACCGAGGAAGAAGAUUUAGCACACAGCACGAUUGGGUUUCUGCCCGGUGCGAUAAGGAUACCGCUCCCAGCGCGGUAAUAAUCGCGUGAGAGAUUAGCAAUCGCUUGGGAAGGAGGCGAAGGGGAGGGUCUGUGUCCCUGCGCCCUAUAUGCCUGUUCGUUCCUGUUCGCCGCUUGCCAUUAGCGCGAAUUAGAUUAGAGCGGAAGUUAUUGUGUAUUAGAGGACGGGUCCGCUUGCCUGUUGUUUAUAAAUUUAUGUUUAUUGGAAUCUGAGACGGGGCAACAGUAUUAACAGUUUCGCCAUUCGCCGAACCGUAAGCGGCUUGAGCGACAGAUUGAGCCCCGUGUGCAAGACUAUAGAUUGGACGGCGGGGACCCAUCGUGGUGUAAUGUAAACAAAGUGCAGCUGAGCAAAGGUCUCUCCUUCUCUCUCUCUGUAGGUCGGCUUUUCGGAAUCAGAACAGGAUCGUACGUGCUCAUGCGCACGGCUCUUGACUUUCGUCGCCUGCUGCAAAUGAAUGGAAUUCGUUAUGCGCGUGCGGCUUGGGUCGCGGCAAGUGCGCACAUCUUGGCAGGGGACUGCUGAUCUUGUGGCGGUGGUGGCGACGGUAACCCCAAAUGCUGAUAAACCUACCUAACCUCCGUUGCGUCCCUGCUGCGUCUGUUAUUCUUCUGGACGUACCGAGUGACAUACAGAGAGAGAGAGAGAGAGAGAGAGAGAGAGAGAGAGAGAGAGAGAGAGCGCGAGAGACCAACCCGCAAGCGUCUGUCAACGUCGAAUCAAACGCGCAUCUCCAACGCCGAGACUCUCAUUUCUUCCAGGCGGGGGUAACACACACGCGGGGGGUCGUGUUGUGAUUCUGUGUCGGGGAAGAAAGGGGCGCGAUUUUACGAUUCAGCGAUUCGUGCCCCUAGGGGGGGUGAGGGAAGAGGUUGUAUGAGAGUUUCGGUGCCGUUUUUUUUUGUUGAUGCUUCAUCUUCUCUCCCUCUUUCUCUUUAUUGGCCGCGUGUGUGGUGUGUGACGCCUAAUACGAAUCGACUACUGGUGCGGCACGUCCGCGGCAGACUCCCGAGCGUGUACGAUCAGGUUCGGAUCAUCCCUUUUGAUGAGCGGUGCAUGGGGAGAGAGAGAGAAAGAGAGAGAGAGGUUGGGAUAGGUUUCGGAUGAUGAGGGCAAACCUACCUCCCCCGGGGUUGUGUUCUUGGUUCGUUCUCUCAGCAUGCGUCACCACGCUGUGGCCGCACACCAACGUCUCGCGGUUCGUUGUUUGCGUGUGGUGUGCGGUACAAUAUCAGUGUAGAUUGCUCGCCGAAUUAAUGCAGUUCUUCUACGGCGGUGCAGGGUGACAGUUGCGCUUUGGAAGAGUACCCAAUCCACGAUCGGGUCGCGUGUGCUGUGCCGGCUUUACAGCCAGUGUGUUGAGCGAGUUUUGUGUUUAAUUUGUGAAGAAGUUGUUGAAGAAUAUCGAGACAUUGUAUACAGACAAGUGCGCAAAAGUAGUCUCCGAUGCGCGAUGGCGCAUAAACGAUUCCUCAAGAUAUUCUGGCCCUUCCAGGACUGUCAAUCAACAUCAUCAUCCCCAACAGCAGGAUCAUCUGCGGUGGCAUCUCCAUCUGCUGCUACCGUCGGUGGCUCUACGGUGGCGGCAACCAGCAACAACAACGGCAGCUCUGCGAAGGAUGCGGAGCAACGGCCCGGCGAAGCGACGGUGGACGACAAUUCCUCGAACCAGACAGCAGCAGCACCAACAACACCGACCAGCGUGGUCUCGGCGGGUUCAGCAAACACGGCCAGUGACAGUUCGCCAGUAGCCACGGUCACGGUCGGUAGUGCGUCGAAGGCGACGGCAAACAUACCGCCCUGUGCUUCCUCGGUGUCGUGUUGCGCCAGCAACGGCAACAGCCGGAAGUCAGCGUCUUCCACCGCGUCCACCCUGUUCGGUUCACUGUCCUUCGCGGGCCGUCGAUCGCGCUCGUCUAACGCGCGCGCCGGAAGCUGUUGUUCACCGACGGCGGACGGUUGCAACUCUCCGGAGCAACAGCAGCAGCAGCAGCGUUCCCGCAUCUCCUGGAUACCGGGCAGCGGGCAGAAGCAGCACCGCAACGGUGCGAAAAAUGCAACCCCUAGCGCCAAAGCGAAAAAGUCCAACUGGCCCUUCUCGCUAAAGUCAUCCGGCGGCGGUGGCGGCAGUGGCGGAUCGAACACGGGAACGGCAGCAGCUGCGGCCCACAAGCAGUCGACCAAAGCAGCAAACGGUGGCAGUGUGGUGUCUACCAAUACAGCAAUGUCCUCGGACGCAACGGCCGGUGGCAGUGGCAGUGUUCUAGCGGGCGUAGCAGGCCCAUCGCUUCGCGGAAGCACACUGAUCGCUUCGGCAAAACUGUUGAAAGGUGAAUCGGAUAAGGAUGAUACGUGCGUGUGUACCGCCUACCGGAAGGUGAGUGAAUCGCCACCGCCACCCUCCUCGCCCGUACCACCAUCAGCCGCAGCUGCGGCCGCGGGUCCUUCCGGUGUGGCAGCGCCCCGCCCGAACGAAUCCGUCGAAUGGCUCGAGGAAGCAAUACAAGGAUCGGGACUGGUGCCGCUUAAUCUCCAUAUGCUAAGCUCACUGCGUGCUGCGGGCAGUGCCGGCACAUCGGCGGGUCAGCCACUGAUAUCGCUCGCCGGCCCAGAAUCGAUCCCGAUGCUGCCCAACAAUGGCAGUAGUAGCAGCAACAGCAACAACAAUCACCACCACCAUCAUCAUCAUCACGCGAUGGCCGCUGCCCUGGUGGCCGACCAUCAUCCAACGUUCUUCUUCCAGCCCGCACACCAUGCUCCGGCGGUGGCGGCAGGAGCGCCCGGAGCGGCAGCCGCUGCUGCAGCAGGCCCGGCCGCACUGUUCGGUACGCUUCCGCUCGGUGCAGGCCAUCCGCCCGCGAACGAUGUGAUACUGCUGGCGGACUCGCCCGUCCUGUUUGAUCUUACCAGCGACGACUUCUCGGUGGAGGACUGUGACGAGCGGGCGCGCAUUCAGCGCGAGCUGGAAAUCCGCGAAGGCGUGGACGCACCGCCUAACUUCCAUCCGCGCCGGCUCAUGUCGGGCGGCACGAUUGCGUCCGGGCCUGCCGCCAACCAUCCGAUCGCGUUCAUCUACUCGCGCGACCUGGUCCAGCGCGGUCUGCUGAUGGCGAACAAGCUGAUCCAGCCCCUGGAUGCGGCGGCGGCGGCGGCAGCGGCGGGCGUUUGCGUUGCCCGGUCCGGGUUCGGCCGGCUGCGCAUCCACUCGCAGGUCGACUUUAUCCACUGUCUCGUGCCGGACCUGCAGAAGAUUACCAGCUGCAGCUUCUACUGGGGCAAGAUGGACCGGUACGAGGCGGAGCGGCUGCUCGAGGGCAAACCGGAGGGUACGUUCCUGUUGCGCGACUCCGCCCAGGAGGAGUUUCUGUUUUCCGUCUCCUUCCGCAAGUACAACCGGUCGCUGCACGCUCGGAUAGAGCAGUUUAAUCACAAGUUUAGCUUUGACUCUCGCGAUCCGGGCGUGUUUACGGCGUCGACGGUGACGGGGCUGCUGGAGCACUACAAGGACCCGUCCUGUGUGAUGUUUUUCGAGCCAAUGCUUACGUUCCCGCUGAACCGGAACUUUAGCUUCAGCCUGCAGCAGCUCUGCCGGGCGGUGAUUGUGAGCAACACGACGUACGAUGGCAUCAACGAGCUGACGCUACCGAAGUCGCUCAAAUCCUACCUGAAGGAGUACCACUACCGGCAGCGGGUCCGCUUCCGGCCCAUGGACGAGCAUCUCUACUCCAACGCGUAGCUGCUCGACGAUGACGUUGAGGACGGAGACGACUUGUACGUUCCGGACGGUGACGAUGAUGAUGAUGACGACGACGAUGACGACGAUGGUGAAGAUGGUGGCCGCAUCGUGAUUCGUAGUAGAAAAGUAGGCACCAAUCGUGUGCCUCCUGGCGAAUCUACUGGCCGAUACUUACCCGGCUGGGUGUGGAAAGGUGCCAACGUGCAUCCUUACUACUACGCGCUACAUCCCGUCACGUGUGGGCCGGCUGCCGCUAAGCUACAGUGCAGUAAAAUGGUCAAACCAACGCUCGGCGAUCGGUGGCGCAAACGGCUUCAUCUUCAGGGUGGCUCCUUUGCGCCACAGCAGCCGGCGGCCGGCGUAUCGUCGUCCUGUUCGUCCGCUUCAUCCUCCCGCUGGAUGUACGUGCUAAAGCGGUUCCUUAAGCGCCGGCAAAGGAUAAUGUCCUGCCACCGGCCACAGUGUAGCGAGUGGUAGUGUCCCUCCUUUUCCCCCUAUGUAGCCCCUAUUUAGCAAUGUGUUGUUUUUUUGUUUGGUUGUGUGUGCUUGUUUGUUGGGCUAUUUUUUAUGUAGAAAAAAAGGUGGUGCACCUAUUUUUUGGGUAAAUUCCCCUGGGGAGGCACAAUAGCUAAUAGAAGAGAUCUAGAGAGAGAUAAUAAGGGAGGAUCCUGUCGAAUGAUACACAAAUCACCGUUUUUUCGGUGUUCGUUUUACAUCCCUUCCGAUAGCUUUACACAAACACACACACACAUACUUUAAACACUCGGGCAGUUUUCUCAAUUCGCACUAUGUUAGUAAAUUAUUUGCACUUCCAUUCCACCCGUUCCCACUGCUUCUAUCCACUACUUUGCACACCCAUUGUUAGGGCGAAGUAGUAGUAAUGAGCGGAAUAACAACAACAAUAUUCACAUCAUAAUAAUCAGACAGAGAGAGAGAGAGAAAGGAGAGCAGGAGAGAGAGACAAAGAAACGUCUCGUAUAGUGUUAAAACAACCACCAGAAUCAGUAUUUCAGUAUAGUAAUUGUGCGUUUAUUAGUCUCCCACACGACGUAUGCGCAGCAGAGCUAGGAAGCGUAAACACUUAAUCCUUCUUAGCCAAACCGAACCAACCGAAUCAACCAACCCAACAACUCCCCCACUCUCUCUAUGUGUUGUCCUAGAGCAAAUUGUAUUUGUUUGUUUAGUAGUGCUUGAAUUUUAAGAAUGGUGUUACUAAAACUCCAACACUAGGAUAUACCAGCUGGUAGGCGUAUUUAUUACACUAGCAAUUAUUGCAAAUAGAUUUUACACACAAAUAAGCUAAUCAGAAUCAACACACACACACACACAGCUACUGUGGGUCGUGUGAGGCAAAUUGUACAGAAGGUGGUAGCGCUGGUAAAGGCUCACCGUAUUUAGUUACAUUUAGUUACGUUUGUAAGGGCCCUCCCCUUAGCAGAUUGUAGAUACAUUGUGUGUGUGUUUUUGGCAGUUUAGUUUAGUUAAUGUUUAGUUGUUGCUUUCCGGUCACAAUUUCCGGCCGCGGAAGAGUUCCCAGAGUAGUCGCAGAGAGGGGGGGAUGAAAAUACAGCGGAAAAAUAUAAACACUUUGUUGAUCCACUGAAAUGGAAGCUAGAGAAAAAUGCAAAAAUCAAAAAGGAAAAUGCAAAGUGCAAAAGCAGCUAGGAAAGAGGAAAAACAAAUGAAGGAAAAUCUCUAAUUAUGAAUAGCCCUUUCGUGUUGACAAAAAAACAAAAAC